Trichoderma harzianum CBS 226.95 is the source of this 750-nucleotide messenger RNA. RefSeq lists its product as hypothetical. NCBI's taxonomy places the organism in Eukaryota, Fungi, Ascomycota, Sordariomycetes, Hypocreales, Hypocreaceae. The record is from RefSeq and is a predicted model, not a curated record. The transcript is spliced from 2 exons. The coding region runs from base 1 to 750 and encodes 249 amino acids.
AUGACGCGACACUUGCGUGCUGCAUUGUCGGCGCUUUUCUUGAUACUUGCAUCAAACCUGGUCCUAGCGCAAGAAAUUCACAAUCAAGUUGAAGGAAGAGAUGUUCACUCAUUCGAAAAGAGAGAAACCUUCAGAGUCUGGAACCGAGAGCGAAAUGGACAUGCGUGCAUCAUGUCUAUCGUCUUCAUUGUCCUCUAUCCUUUGGGAGCAAUCUCAGUCCACCUCCCCAUCGAGCAGAUCCCUUAUCUAAGAAACACCUAUCUCCGAAAUAAAAUCAUGGCCAUACAUGCACCCAUCCAAAUCAUAGCAUUCCUCAUGAUGGUUGGCGGCAUGGCUCUCGGCAUCAGGGUCGCCAAAUACGUGGGAUAUCUCCAUAACCCUGUGCAUGCACAUUGCAUCAUAGGCUUCAUCGUCGUCUGCACACUCAUACUCUUUCAGCCAAUCCUGGGUAUCUUGCAGCAUCGGCAUUUCAAGAGAACUGGCCGCAAGAGCAUAUUCGCUUAUGUGCACCGCUGGAUAGGACGAGUCGCCAUCAUUACGGGCAUCAUUAACUCUGGGUUGGGCUUCCAGCUGGCAAAAAAGAAUGUGAUUAUUCACACCCAUUCUUAUGUCAGAAACUACGUGAUUGCAGGUAUAUUGCUACCUAUCUGGAUAGGCUUGAUUAUCUGGGACGAGUUGAGGUCACGCAAAUCGAGAGCGGUCCCGGAUGGAGGUGAAAAGGGAGCUACUCAGCAACAGGAGCAAAAGUAG